UCUUUGACAAGUCAAGUACGACAGUCUAUCAACCCAGUCGAACAACAUGAACGCCCUCCAGGUUGUUCUCUUUGCUGCCGUUGCCGCCGUGGCCUUUGCGCAGUUUGACGGAACCGACUUUUCCGCCUUCGGACAGCAAGUGGCCGGUGGAGACGCACCUCAAUUCGACUCAUCGGCGUUUGGGGCUGAUGCUGGUGCUGCCUUCGGUGCCCAGAACGCUGCUGGUGGUCAGGAUUUCCAAGGAUUCCAGGGCUUCGAAGCUGCCGGCGCUCAGGCAGCCCAAGGAGGCCAGGUGCAGCAGUUCGAUGCAUCGGCCUUCGCCGGCGCAUUUGGAGGUGACGCCGAAAACACUCAGUUCCAGUAAAUAAGAUCGAAGAAACCAAAGAGAUCUGUGAUACUUACUAAAUGUUCUGGAUUGAUAUAGCAACAUGACAAAUAGCUUCUUUUGUAGUGCAUUAGGAGAAUAAGAAGGAACUCUAUGAUUGAUGACGACGGCGAUAAUGCUGAUGAUGGUGACUGAAUGACCACCGGUGCGCCCCGGGGGUAGUAUGGCAAUCAAGUAUGGGAUUACGGAAGCGAGCUGUGAUCUCGUCUGAGUCGUUGUUGUAGCAAUCGUUUCGAACGCGAGCUCCUUUCCUGAGAGUCUGACACUUCUAUUGAUAGUUGGAACUUUUAAUCGAACACUUUGAAACACUUCGAGCGUAGAGUAGAUGUUUCUGUAAGUUUCGUGAGACCAAAUUGUAUAUAUGUUGUGUAUAUAAAAAACUGAAAAUGCCAAAUAAAUAGACCCUAGAUUGAA
Varroa destructor (honeybee mite) is the source of this 799-nucleotide messenger RNA. RefSeq lists its product as uncharacterized. The record is from RefSeq and is a predicted model, not a curated record. NCBI's taxonomy places the organism in Eukaryota, Metazoa, Arthropoda, Arachnida, Mesostigmata, Varroidae.